Molecule: messenger RNA, 839 nt
Organism: Coregonus sp. 'balchen'
Lineage: Eukaryota; Metazoa; Chordata; Actinopteri; Salmoniformes; Salmonidae
Source: the annotation of a GenBank genome assembly
AUGCCAUUAUGUAAGAUAUCAAGAAGUCAAGAAAUCUGCCUAGAACAUUGGUUGCUGAAGAUGCACUCUAGGACCUUUGCUCCACUAGGAGCUAAAAGGGAAUAAUUCAAGUCUGUAUGUAAUUAUGUCUUUUCUUUUGGUGUCCAGAUCUGCCAUCCAAAACGGCCACAGGGACAAUAGCCAUCCAGGUGGAGGACUUUAACGACCACUGUCCCAUACUGACAGCUACGACUACGACCAUGUGUCUGGGGGACACUGCUGUGUAUGUCACGGCUGUGGACGGGGACACCUUCCCCAACGGAGCUCCCUUCAAGUUCAGAGUGAUUCAGGAGGACAGCAAACAGAAGUGGAAAGUGGAGCACCUCAAUGGUAACAGAACUGGUCUGGGACUUUGGGGUUUAGGAAGCAGAUAGACAGUAUGACAAGCUUCACCAAGGGGCUGUUUUGGCAUUAUUUUAUUGAGCCUGAUAGAAAGCUUUAGAAAGAGCAGUCUUAAACUGAACUGAAACGAUAUCUUGUGGUGUGUUUGAAUGGAAUUGAUUGAUAGAUUUGAUUUCUAGAUUUGUACAGUUCAUGUUUGUUUUGUCUCUCUCAUAUUUAUUUUAGCUACCACUGCCAUUUUACGAGACCAUGCCCACCUGUGGCCAGGUCACUACAAGGUUGCUGUGGAGAUCAGUGACCAGCAGGGGAAGGCCUGUGGUGACGUCCAGAUUCUGACCAUGGUUGUGUGCACCUGUGAUCAAGUCAAUAAGGUCUGCUUCGCCCAGGUGACGGGUAAGGAUGUCACGUUAGGAGCAUCUGCCAUCCUGCUGCUCCUUCUGGGCCUCCUGCUGUUGCUG